UAUCUAGCGGUGAUCCAACCGGAGCGAGCAGCAGCCAGUGAAGCAGCCGUGAAGCCGUCGAGCAACGUUGGAGUGCGCAAAUGGUCGCCUGCUGUUUCCCCGAUGAGCGAACUAACGGUGUUCCGUCGCGGCCUGGAGGAUUGCGGUGUUUGUAGGAGAACGGGCAACGGGAUUCGAGUGUGAAGUGAACGCACGCGGCGACAACUGAACGAGACCAACAUGAUCAAGGACAGAAUCUCGGCCCUCAAGGCGGCACAGACUGACGAUGACGACAUGGACGGAGACGUCACGGUGGUUCUGGAUACCGCGCCAACGUUCAUGGAAGAAUUUUUUGCUGAGGUUGAAGAGAUAGCACAGAAUAUUGACAAGAUUGAGAAGAUCGUGCACGAGAUGAAGAGGAAGCACAGUGCCAUAUUGUCGUCUCCGCUCCAAGACGAAAAAAUGAAGCAAGACCUCGAAGACCUAAUGGCAGACGUCAAACGAAUUGCAAACAAAGUUCGAAUGAAGUUGAAGUUGAUGGAGCAGAAUAUCGAUCAAGAGGACCACCUGGUCGGCAGUCGGUCGGCCGAGCUGAGGAUACGCAAAACCCAGCACUCAACACUUUCUCGCAAGUUUGUUGAGGAGAUGACGGAGUACAACAAGAUUCAGAAUGACUACCGCGAGCGCUGCAAGGACCGCAUCAAGCGACAGCUUGAGAUCACUGGGAAAAUGACCACAGAUGAGGAAAUUGAGGAGAUGCUGGAGAGCGGAAACCCCGCCAUAUUCACUCAGGGCAUUGUCAUGGAGACUCAGAAGGCGCGGCAGACGCUGGCGGAGAUCGAGGCCCGCCACCACGACAUCAUCAAGCUGGAGAAGAGCAUCCGGGAGUUGCAUGACAUGUUCAUGGACAUGGCCCUGCUUGUAGAGAGCCAGGGUGAAAUGGUGGACCGCAUCGAGUACCACGUCAAGAAUGCCUCAGCUUACAUCGACACUGCCACUCAAGAGACGCGCCGUGCGGUCCGCUACCAAAGCAAAGCCAGAAAGAAAAAAAUCAUAGUCCUAGUCCUGGUCGUAGUCCUGGUCUUAGUCCUGGCACUCAUUAUCUAUCUGUCAGUGCGGAGGUGAACGCAAACAGAAACGGCAGCUUGAACGAGCCUCCCCGCACAGCUCACGUAUCGUGCCAUUCCUCCGGGAUCGCUGCUUCCGGGGACUACUCGACCAUAUGGUCCGGCCUACCGAGCCAUGCAGACGAUCUGCCGUGUAGCCGUGGCCUAUUGCAGGUUACGAAUAGCUGGACAAGUCCCUCCCAUAAAGCUCUCUGCUCCCCAUGAUUGGUGGUUUUCACUCGUCUCUUCUCUAGCAUUCGCUCUGCUAAAGUGAAAAAAAAAGCUUCACACUGAGGGAGCCUGUCGUGCUAUUUUAAACCUGCAACAGACUGUAGCCUUAGACGAUCCUGAAGCUGCUGACACGGCCCUCGCACUGUAGCAGCGACGUUCCGAUUAUCGGUAUUUCUGUGUGAUCAUUUUGGUGUGCGCUUCAAAACGCUUUGCACACUUUCGGGCAUGAGCACAAUGCUCGUACAAUUCUGGACCGAUCCAGACCUCAAGUUCAUCCGAGUCUUGAGAUGUAAAGAUUAUCUGAAAACCCGCUAAUCUAGGCUGGGAAUGUGCUGAAACGCAACGGACGCCCCGCCAUCUUCCUUCUCCCGUUGCACAAGUUCCAGUAGGUUGACUGCCCAUGAACAACCACUGGCCGAUAUUUUGCAUUACUGUUACCUGCCGACCUGUUGUUCGGAUCUUCGUAUUGCGCGACCACCUUUGAAGUGUGUUCUGAAGCGUGGUAACUAGCGGCCGACCUGAAAGGUAUCUCUUCGUUGCCAUGCCUCAAUAAGGUUUGGGACCAAUGCCAAGGCACGAAAUACCACUAGGCUAGCUUGUUUGGGGUUUAUUGUUUUAGGCAUUACAUUUGUUUUGUGAGUCAUGUGUCCCAAGGAAGCGAUCGACAUUGGAAAGGUUUUUUGUUUGCAUAUUUCUCGUAGCAUACUAUGCCAAAGUUGAGCUCCGCACUGCUAUGGUGCAUGUUUGAUGAUAGAUCUGUCUAGUUGAGUACAAGAGCGGGGAUGUACAUGUGCGGCACCGCCAAACUAGCCCCAGUGUGGUGGUCUUUGGUGCCGCAAUAUGCCUUGUCAAUUAAAUGUCCUGCACUUCCUCUAGUCUUGCUGAAAAUAUAAAUAGAAUCUUGAAAGUGUGAGUCAGGGUCUGAAAGGGUUUAUAUUAUUUACACGAGGACUGCUAGUCAAAUAAGACUAAAACAAAGUGCAAUAUAGUAGUAUAGAGACAUGUUUGUCAGUGGGAGUCUUGGACUGCCUGCAUUGGCAUGCUGUCUUGUAUUAUUUUUUUGUGAGGCGAAAUCCUUUUAUGGUAGUCAUAUCAUGUGAGACACAGCAGCUGCCAUGUUCUCUCUUGGUUGUUCCUAGUUUUAAUUACUUUGGGAUUUUUUUAAGGAAUUGAAUAUUUUAAUAAGAAACAGAUGACAUAGAUAUUUACCGUUUUAUAGACAGACGGCAUCCUUGAUGCAUGAAUUAAUAAAACGCUAUUAAUUAGGUAGUCUUUUCUUUUUUGCCUUGUCACGAAGCAUGUGUGACACUUUUGUCGCAGUGCAUGUUUUGCAUGCUGCUACAAAGUUUAUUUAAUUGGCAGCAUUUAUUAGUAUGUAGUUGGUGUGGCACAUUUAGAAUAUAUUUUUGCUCGUCUCAAUUUAUGUUUACUGUUGAUCAAGUUGAAGCUAGACAGCUAGCUCGUUGUGUUGUGUCUUCAAAGUGAAGAGCUGUGAAACUUGAGAGUCUCCUUGAUUUUUAUGCAUUUCCUAAUGUACGAACAAAGUGAACAAUGGAAUGCGCUGUCCUAAGUUUUGUGUUUAAUUUUGUAUACUGGCAUGUGUACAGUUGCAUUAGCCUGAAGCAGUUUUAUUAUGUAUACUAUAUCCUUUUGUGCUUUAAAUUUUGGUUUUAUGAAUUCUUUCAUGCUGUGCCAGAGAGGUGAAAUAAAAGAAGAGAAUGCACGCAUUA
Messenger RNA from Ixodes scapularis (black-legged tick), 3046 nucleotides. RefSeq names its product syntaxin. Gene Ontology annotation, molecular function: SNAP receptor activity; SNARE binding. The record is from RefSeq and is a predicted model, not a curated record. The transcript has 10 exons. Bases 220 to 1104 code for a protein of 294 amino acids. Gene Ontology annotation, biological process: synaptic vesicle fusion to presynaptic active zone membrane; intracellular protein transport; exocytosis. Gene Ontology annotation, cellular component: presynaptic active zone membrane; endomembrane system; SNARE complex. Lineage: Eukaryota; Metazoa; Arthropoda; Arachnida; Ixodida; Ixodidae.